This is a messenger RNA of Heterobasidion irregulare TC 32-1, 582 nucleotides long. RefSeq lists its product as uncharacterized. NCBI's taxonomy places the organism in Eukaryota, Fungi, Basidiomycota, Agaricomycetes, Russulales, Bondarzewiaceae. The record is from RefSeq and is a predicted model, not a curated record. The transcript has 4 exons. Bases 1 to 582 code for a protein of 193 amino acids.
AUGGACCUUUACUUCAAUAACGGUGACCCACUCAAUGCCCUUCUCAGAGACGAGCGCAAGCGAACCCUCUAUCUUGUUGAUACACCAUUCGCGUUUGUUGACAAGGUGACGACUCUGACGAAAUAUGCAUAUGACAACGCAGGCCGUAUGGAUCAUGGCCGUGUAGUGGCACGAUUUGAAUGGCACGUCUUCAGCGACACCAGAUUCGAAUUUGAGGGGCAGUUGUACACCGCCAAGGCGUUUCUGCAAAAGCAUAGCAGAGGAAGGCAGCAUCACUUCCAAGGUCUCGACGGGCGCCCAUACAAAUGGAAGUGGGGCUCCAAAGCGCCGUCGCUUAGAGUGAACGAUGGGAGCGAGACCGUGAUCGCUGAAUACCAUCGACGAUCAUUGGGAUUCUUGAACUCAGCUCACGAUCCCUACCUUCGAGUAUCCCCACAGGGCAUGCACAUGCUGGACUUGAUAGUGGCUACCUUUAUCUUUGUGGAGAAAAAGAGAUUGGAUGCCCAAAGACGGCGCAAUAACGCAAACACAUCCAUGGCGAGCGCGUCGAUGACGGCGGGUGCAGUGGCAUCAACCUUUUGA